UUAUUGCACUGCCACAGCCUGAUCUUGACCAGUGACCUUACAAAUUUCAAAGCGUAGCAUGAGCUGAAGACUGCUGAAGACCUCUGAAGACCUGUUAUCGUGGUGAUAGCCGUCGGGCCUUUAUUUUGAUCGUCCAAGUGCCGGGCUGGAAUAUUAACGAUGGGCAUCUCAACGUCUUCUCAUGAAGCGGCUGUUACUCGGCCUCCGGUUCUUCAGGCUGAGAGAGAGACUGUGCCGCCUAUGAACUCAAUCAAUACUGCAUCCGGCAGCAGUAGUAAUCCUGGUUUGGAGAAGAAAAAACGUGAGGGGAAUGAAUGCGAACCUGAAAUUUCUCGUCGAAGUAUCGGGGUUGUCAAUAAGGAAGAUCAAGCAAAUUCAGUUGACACUUCAUCUAAUAAUAAUAAUAACCCUAGUGGAACGGAGCAGGUAAAACGCAAAGUUGAAGAACACAAACCAGAAGUUCAACCCCGUCGAAGUGGUAGGAUUGUCAAGACAUUGAAGGAAGAUGGUUCAGUUCCAAUUGUCACUUCAUCCAGCGAUAGCAUUAGCUCUAAUGGCACAGAACAGAAAAAGCGUAAGGGUGAUGAAUACGAACCAGACACUUCAAUUCGUCGAAGUACUAGCUCAUUGAAGAAAUUGAAGACAGACGAUGCAGCUGUAGGUAAAUUGUGUUCUUCUGUAUCUUACCCUGGAAUUUGGCUCAUAUAUCGCCCACUAGCGCCUGCUCCAGCCACAAAAUCAAGGAAGUCAUCGAAGUCAGCAAAAUCCGAAGACGCGAAGAAAUAGGACGUUUCCAAGGAUCUAAAGUCACCUUUGCCAAAACCGGCCAAGAAAAGCAUCCAGGACACAACAAGCUCAUCGUCCAGUAUGACUCAGUUGAAAUCCAACCCUUCGCCAACCACAUCUCAUUGAUCUCAACCUUUGAAUUCACGAGUUCGAUCUGUGCCCACUCCUGUUGGCCAAUCAAUAUCAACGCCAUCACAAUCAAAUGCCGUC
Lentinula edodes (shiitake mushroom) is the source of this 996-nucleotide messenger RNA. RefSeq lists its product as uncharacterized. NCBI's taxonomy places the organism in Eukaryota, Fungi, Basidiomycota, Agaricomycetes, Agaricales, Omphalotaceae. The coding region runs from base 160 to 786 and encodes 208 amino acids. The record is from RefSeq and is a predicted model, not a curated record. The transcript is spliced from 4 exons.